AUGGCGAGCACGCGAAGCAGCUCAUCGCCUUCUCGGGGCGCCGGCGAUGGAAAGAAGCGCCUCGAAGCACUGGCCCUGGACAGGGUAGCGGAGGCCGCCGACGCAGUUGCCUCCGCUGCGUGCGCCGGCGAGGUGGUCCGCGCGAUUCACGCCGUCGCAUCCCUCCUCUUCCCCGUCGACUCUGAGGCCGUCGCCGGUACCGUCGAGGAACCCUUCAGGAGGCAGAUUGUUGAAGCUGUAACCCUCAGCAAUGAUGAAAGGGAAUCUUGGAGGCGUGCCUUUUAUCAUGGUCCAGCAUUUCCUACUAUGUCUAAGAUAUUGCUUGGCAAUGUUGCCUUGAAGUGGUUGCCGAAGAUUAAUGACUCUGCAAGGAAAGAGAUUUAUGAUUCAUUUUUUGUCAAAGGGCCUCCAACUGAAGUGAUUCAAGCUCUUGUUCCAGCGCUAUCUUAUAAAGAAGUGUCUAAGGAGGAUCAUCGGACUUUUUGCUCGAACGUUGAAAGGCUACUGAUUCUAUGCUUACUUGAUAAUAAGGGGGUUUUCCAAAUUGUUGUGGACUUUACUUGUUCUAAUAAGCAUGGUGAAGACAUUCACAACCCAGAUAAAACAAUAUUCGUAUCAAGGGUUGCACAAUUACUUGCGUCUGUUCCAGAUAAAGCAAGAUUGGGAGCUUCAGCUGCACUUACAUCAGCCUCAUUCUUCAAGCAUGUUGUCAGCCAACUUCUUGCUGGUGCAGAAGCAGCAACUAUUGAGUUGGCUGCUGACAAAGAGGCUAAUGAACAUUGUGUCUUGAGUUCUAUGUUCCACUUUGUGGGUGAAGUGCUAUCUCGUGUUUGUCGUCGUGGGUCUACUGGUAUUUUAGUUGCUGAAUUGAUUCCUAAGAUUCGCAAUCACCUACAUAGAUGUGUGCCACCAGAUCAUAGGGCCACAAGUCCUGAGAUGAUCCAGCAUGUUUGCCAGUCUCAGUUUUGGUUCAAUAUGGUUGAAGCAAUGAGAGAUCAGCAUUCUAUUGAAAGGUUGACAGAAGAGUUGUUGCGUCAACUUGCAUCACAUCAUAUAAGUGAUGAAGAGGCUUAUUGGAUUUUGUGGACCCUCUUUAAUCAGAGCUUCAAGCGUUUAACUGUCAUGAGGGCGAUGUUUGUUGACAAGUUUUUACUCUGGAAAACAUUUCCUUUAUGCUGCCUGAGAUGGAUUCUUCACUACACUGUCUUUGAAUGUCCACCAAAUUCAACCACAGAAAUUCUGAUGCAAAGGACACCGAACUUUUUUGGUAUAUUGCAAAGUUUGGUUAGUAUUUGGUCCAGGAAAGAGUUUAUUCAAUCAUAUUCAGUGGAGCAACAAGCUUAUAUUACUGCAGCAAUUGGAUUAUGUUUAGAAAAGCUAACAAAAAAAGAAUUAGAGACAACUAAAGAUGUAUUGAAUUCUAUUCUUCAAGGAGUAAGCUGCAGGUUAGAGAGCCCAAUUGAUUUAAUACGGAAGAUGGCUAGUGCUGUUGCAUUGACAUUCUCUAAAGUUGUUGAUCCGAAAAAUCCUCUGUACCUUGAUGACAACUGUUGUGAAAAUGUUGAUUGGGACUUUGGGGUUCUAUCUCCAAAGGAGAUUAAAGCCCCUUUAGAUGCUGUAGAAUCUAAAACUAAACCAAAAGCACGUGAGAACAAGAGAAAUGCGGGUGAGAAGAAGGCAAAAGCAAUAAAACAUGAUAUUCCAGUUGUCAGAGCGAAAAUCGUGGAGAUCAAUUCUAUAGAUCAUGAUCAAAUGUCUGAUACUGCUACGAAUGGGCAGUUUGAGGAGGAAGAAUGUGACGAGGAAAGCAUGAACGUGGAUGCAUACAGUGAUUCAUCCCUAGAGCCAUAUGAUCUAUCAGAUGAUGACACAGAUUUGCAAAAAAAAUUCAGCCACCUGAGUGAUCUUGCAGCAGCACUAAGAAAACCUGAUGAUCCAGAUGGUGUUGAAAAUGCUCUUAAUUAUGCGGAAAAGCUUGUGAGAGCAUCACCUGAUGAAUUACGCUACAACUCUGGUGACCUUGUUAGAGCACUGGUGCAUGUUCGCUGUUCUGAUGUGGCAAUGGAAGGAGAGGAAGAUUCUGCUGAAGAAAAGAGACAGAAGGCAUUGGUUGCCUUGCUGGUAACCUGCCCAUUUGAAUCUCUAGAUGUUCUGACAAAAUUGCUAUAUUCAUCUAGUGUGGAUAUUGGUCAGCGCAUUUUGAUUAUUGAUGCUAUGACUGAGGCAGCACAGGAGCUUGCUGAAACUAAAACUGUGAAGACAGAACAGCGACGUGGUAACUUGAUAACUGACACUUCUCCCUCUUGGCUGGUUCCGAGUAAUAUAGGACCUCCUGGGGCAGGCCCUUGGAGAGAGGUCUCUGAACCAGGAACACUUUUAAGUUGGUCACACCGUUAUGAAAGAGAAGUUCCAUCUAAAUCAGGUCAAUUGAAAUCAGGAAAAUCUCGUAAAUGGGGUCUUGGAAAAGCGAAAGACUUGCAGGUCGAGUGGUCUAAAAAUAGAUUUCCUUUGUAUGCCGCUGCUUUUAUGCUCCCUGUGAUGCAAGGAUAUGAUAAAAGAUCACAUGGUGUUGACUUGCUUAAUCGGGACUUUGUUGUCCUCGGUAAAUUGAUAUACAUGCUCGGUGUCUGUAUGAAGUCUAUGGCCAUGCAUCCAGAAGCAUCAGCUCUAGCUCCCGCUCUUCUUGACAUGAUAAGAUCUAGAGAUGUUUCACGACAUGCUGAAGCAUAUGUCAGAAGGUCUGCGUUAUUUGCAGCGUCUUGCAUAUUGAUAUCUUUGCAUCCGUCAUAUGUGGCGUCAUCUCUUAUUGAAGGCAACCAGGACAUUUCUACUGGAUUAGAGUGGAUACGCACAUGGGCUCUUCAAGUUGCUGAAGCUGAUCCUGAUACAGAAUGCACAUCGAUGGCCAUGACCUGCCUGCGGCUCCAUUCUGAGAUGGCUCUUCAGACAUCGCGCGCACUGGAAUCUGCAAAUCACUCCAAGACUGGCAGAGCCAUACCUUCUAAGCUUGACAGCAUUAUCCUACCAUUCGGAAACAUGAUGUGA
This is a messenger RNA of Miscanthus lutarioriparius, 3045 nucleotides long. The record is from the annotation of a GenBank genome assembly. NCBI's taxonomy places the organism in Eukaryota, Viridiplantae, Streptophyta, Magnoliopsida, Poales, Poaceae.